GCGGCCGCACACACACACACACACACACACACACUCGCACGCACGGCAGGUCUCUCCUCCCGGUGCACCUCAUUCGUCCUCAUAAAUGUGUUUGCGGCGCCGCGCUCGGCUCCUCCGCGUCUCUGCACCUGCUGCUGCUCCAUCAUGUGAGACUCAUCGUCUGGACGGAGAGGGAAGUUUAACUCAAGGCAACCUGAGCACACACAGGCGGACAUGUAGACGGCGCUUUAAACCCAACCUUGACGCUAUGAUGCUGUGAGGCUGCACGCGGCAGCCUGGACGACCGUGAUGGAGGAGGCUGCCAGUCAACUUGAGAGGGACCAUGUGCACAGCGUUUAUGACAAGAUUGCUCCAUAUUUCAACGACAACCGCUACAAAGCCUGGCCGAAAGUGCGGCAAUUUCUAUUGGAGCUACCCCCUGGGAGCAUCGUCGCUGACAUCGGUUGUGGCAACGGAAAGUAUCUCCACAUCAACAAGGAAGUGUUCAAGCUGGGCUGCGAUGUUUGUCGGCCCCUGGUGGACUUUGCUUGGAGCCAAGGGCACGAGGUCCAGAUGUGCGACGGGCUGAAUUUGCCUUAUAGAGAUGGCUGCUUUGACGCUGUGCUCUCCAUUGCAGUCAUACAUCAUUUGUCCACCAAAGAGCGUCGCAUUCGAGCAAUUAAGGAGAUGGCUCGCACCCUGCGAGUGGGCGGGCACAUCAUGAUUUACGUGUGGGCCAUGGAGCAGAAACGUCGCAAGUUUGAGAAGCAGGACAUCUUCGUCCCGUGGAAUCCGAACCCUCAUUUGCCGUCCAGCUCGCACAAGGAGCAUGCCAAACUCAGAAGGAGAGCCACGGCCCAGAGCGUGACUGAAGCCAUAGACAACCCUGAAAAGCACAGGAAGGUUAGAAGCACAUCUUCUGUGGCCGACGAAGAGGAUCUGACCCACACCGUGCCGCAGCAGAAGACUCAGAGACUGUGGUUCUUCUCCCGGUCUCUUGAUUCCGUGUUUGACUUUGGGAGUUUAGCAAUCUCCUGGCCGUCCUCCAGAGACUUGAGCACUUUAUCUUCACCCACGGGUGAAAAAGACGAGAAUAAGGCCAACCAGCGUGGGAGGGGACGAGGGCUUAUCAAGCAGGUAUCCAACUUCUUUUCUCCCCAAUCUGUGAUCGGAUCAGAGGAGGACGUCUUUGACGCACGAGGUAACGUGACUAACAACAACAAUGGCGCAGAAAACCAAGGAGUCUCCGUGUCUUUAGCCCAGGAGUGUGGCUCUGUCCCUCUGCCAGAUCUAAUUUCUUUGCAGAGGGAACAUCUGAAUGAGCCCGAGGAUGAAAACACCAAGAGGCCACAGGGAGAAGAGCAGCAGGAGAGCACUCAGGGGAGUUCUCAGGGGAGUGAGGGGCAGGUUGAAGGUUCAUGUCUGAGGUACUACCACGUCUUCAGGGAGGGAGAACUGGCAGAGCUGAUAGAAAAUCACGUUGAAGAGCUUCAUGUGAAACACACCUACUUUGACCACGCAAACUGGUGUGUGGUUGCAGAGAAAGUUCAGUUGUGGAGAAUCUGAUUUUAACUUGUUUUUAGCUCGAGUUUUAGCACUGAAUCACACAUUUAGUGAUAAUAUUGAACAUACUUGUAAAGUAGAGGUGUAUAAACAUGCAGCUUAGCUGUCGUUGAAGUUGAAGUUAACUUAAUUUUUAGUAACAAAAAGUCCUCGAGCCAGCUCUUUAUCUGAUCUAGCACUAUUUUAGAUGCAUCCACUAUAUUUUAGCACAAAUGAUAAUUUUUAGUUUAAGUAUUUAUUCUCUUACAAAACAUAAAGCUGACAAGCUGUAUCCAAAUGCCCAGUGUGAGUUAUUUAUUUAUUUUGAAUGUGACAUUGCUGCUAUUGAUUUGAACUCUUUUUAAAUGAACUUUUAUACAAAGAGAAAUGUCGAUAAAGGCACUGUUUUUCUUUUUGGGGGUUAAAGUGCAGGCCAAAGAUGAAUUUGUGAGACUAAAUUCUACUCUUCCAUCAGCUUUGAUGUGACGUGUAUCCUCUGCAGAAGUGUCUUCGUGUCGGCUCGUUUCACAGAUGCAUGUUCCUUAACCCUGACUGACUAUCAGGAGCCAAAUGUGCAGCAAGUAUUCGUCUAGGACUUCUCGCUGAGCCGUUCUGUAAACUGCAAAUGUAUAAUUUUAUCUAGUCUUACAAAUGUAAGAGCUAAACGUUGUGGAGAAUAUCUUCCAAGGUAGUUGUGUUUUUAUUUUUCAAGCGUUACAAAGAACAUGUCGCCCAUCUGUGUUCUUUACGGUGUCAUUUGCAAAAUGUAUUGUAACAAGCUGAAAACGUCUUUGUUGCGUUUUCAGCCAAUCGACUGCCUCGUUUACUGUGAAUUAACAUUGCACUAUAUCACAAACACGCCGCUGCUUGAUGUCAGUGAAUGAGACCUAGUGACACUUGAAACAUCGUGCUUAUUUGUACUUGUUGCCAAGGAGAGUGUAUAUCCUUAUUAGUACCGUGUGGGUGUGUGUGUGUGGAUCAACUGUGUUUGUUCCUAAGUGAUGCUGGUACCUAAAUG
Messenger RNA from Cololabis saira (Pacific saury), 2539 nucleotides. It is a transcript of the gene trmt9b, whose product is annotated as tRNA methyltransferase 9B. Gene Ontology annotation, cellular component: nucleus; cytoplasm. Lineage: Eukaryota; Metazoa; Chordata; Actinopteri; Beloniformes; Belonidae. Gene Ontology annotation, biological process: tRNA wobble uridine modification. The transcript is spliced from 4 exons. Gene Ontology annotation, molecular function: tRNA binding; S-adenosylmethionine-dependent methyltransferase activity. The coding region runs from base 289 to 1545 and encodes 418 amino acids. The record is from RefSeq and is a predicted model, not a curated record.